Molecule: messenger RNA, 489 nt
Organism: Hylaeus anthracinus
Lineage: Eukaryota; Metazoa; Arthropoda; Insecta; Hymenoptera; Colletidae
Exons: 3
Coding region: 1-489 (162 amino acids)
Source: RefSeq, a predicted model, not a curated record
AUGGGGUUGGUGGUGGCGGUCGGGAAGACCGAGGCGAUAUGGAUGUAUGGGUUGCCUCGGGGCCGACUGUCGCCGCCACCCGAGAGUCAUCUCCGGAUCCAGGUCGGUGAAGCCUACGUCGACAUCAAGCCCAGUAUGCGUUACUUGGGUCUGACGAUCGACGGCCGCUGGCGCUUCGAAGAUCACUUCGACCUCCUUGCCCCUCAAGUACUCACCGGUCAUGGGUGUUUUCGUGAAUACCUCCAUGGAGUGGGGCAGGAGCCAACCGCGCAGUGUCACCACUGCGACGAAGACGUGGACCCAGCGCAACAUACGCUCGAGGAGUGUCCGGCAUUGGCAGAGCAGCGUCGUGUCCUCCGAGCCGCGGUGGGAGUGUAUGACCUCUCGCUCGGGACCGUGGUCGACCACAUGGUCUACAGCAACAGGUCGUGGAAGGCGGUGGCCUCUUUCUCGGGUAUGGCGCUACGAGCGCCCGUCAGGCCGGGCUGA